This is a messenger RNA of Zea mays, 1465 nucleotides long. RefSeq lists its product as uncharacterized. The transcript has 11 exons. Gene Ontology annotation, molecular function: protein binding. The record is from RefSeq and is marked provisional. NCBI's taxonomy places the organism in Eukaryota, Viridiplantae, Streptophyta, Magnoliopsida, Poales, Poaceae. The coding region runs from base 133 to 1125 and encodes 330 amino acids.
CCACUACGGCACUACCCCAUCCCCGGUGCGGCGCCACCUUCCCGGCUUCCCCUUCCGACCUCCCCCCUCUCGUCACUUAUGGUGCCCAGCCGCUCGCUGCGCAACUACUAGCGCACCGUCCCCUCCUCAGCCAUGGCCGCGGCGUCGUUCGCCCGCGCCUUAUGUCUCCACAUGCUCCUCCUCUUCCUCGUGGUUGGCUCGGCGCGCUGCAAGACGGUGAAGAGAGACGUGAAAGCAUUGAAUGAGAUCAAAUCUUCACUAGGCUGGAGAGUUGUAUACUCAUGGGUCGGUGAUGAUCCUUGUGGGCAUGGUGAUCUACCCCCCUGGUCUGGUGUGACAUGUUCUCAGCAAGGGGAUUACAGAGUUGUGACGGAACUGGAAGUCUAUGCUGUAUCAAUAGUUGGCCCUUUCCCAACAGCAGUAACUAACCUGUUGGAUCUAAGAAGAUUGGAUCUCCACAAUAACAAGUUGACAGGACCAAUUCCCCCACAGAUUGGACGGUUGAAACAUCUCAGGAUAUUGAACCUGAGGUGGAAUAAGCUUCAAGAUGUGCUUCCACCUGAAAUUGGUGAACUGAAGAAACUGACACACUUGUAUUUGAGCUUCAACAACUUCAAAGGCGAGAUUCCAGUGGAGCUUGCAAACCUGCCAGAACUCCGUUACCUUUAUCUUCACGAGAACCGCUUCACCGGGCGAAUCCCCCCUGAACUUGGAACGCUAAAGAACCUACGUCACCUCGACGUGGGCAACAACCACCUGACAGGCACUCUCAGGGAUUUUAUCGGCAACGGGAACGGCUUCCCGUCCCUGAGAAAUCUAUACCUUAACAACAAUGAGCUGACUGGUGUGCUGCCAGACCAGAUUGCAAACCUGACAAACCUUGAGAUUCUGCACUUGUCCAAUAACAAGAUGAUCGGGUCGAUAUCGCCUAAGCUAGUUCACAUUCCAAGGCUGAUCUACUUGUACUUGGACAAUAACAACUUCAUUGGGAGGAUACCGGAAGGGUUGUACAGGCAUCCAUUUCUGAAGGAGCUGUACAUCGAAGGAAACCACUUCAGACCAGGAACCAGAUCGAAGGGAACGCACAAGGUGCUGGAACUGCCUGACGCCGACAUUCUAGUCUAGCAAGCUCGUUUAGGGGACCUGAGGUCUUGGCGUCCUGCAGUAGUAGACUGCUGCCGGUACCAGGAUCACUUCUGUCUGUCGCUGUACUAUUCCGUGGCAAAACUACAGUUGAGAAAAAAAAAUUCUCUUGGAAAAAAAAGAGGCAAAAAAAAGUGAAUAGUAGAGGCCACGGUCACACUGCCGUCAUCGUUAGAUGAGCCAUGAGUGUACAGGUUGUAUUGUUCUGCCCUGCAUCUUCGCUGUAUGAUGGAGAUGCCGGUCAGAUGUAAAGCCAGCACAUCGCAUGGCACCGACAGUCCUGGUACAACUAGUGGCCAAUGAUAUGGCCUUUUUCGGAAGC